CGAAGUGCCCGCCAAUAAGAGCGCAGCUCCGCUCUCUCGGCCGCCAAUGGGAAGCCAGCGAGAGGAUGCGCUUGGAUUUAUAUCCUUCAGCUUCUCGCGCUUGUUGUCAUUGCAGCUGCGGCUAUUCGGGGGCCCCCGUGGAAGUAACCAACGACGAGGCCGUUUCUGCCUGCUUUGUAACCGGGUGUCGGCGGCGCCUUAGCUCUUCCCGAGCGCCCAGCCUCGCCUCGUUAUGUCCGGCCGAGGUAAAUCCGGAGGUAAAGCCAGAGCCAAAGCCAAGUCUCGCUCCUCUCGAGCCGGCCUCCAGUUCCCCGUCGGGCGAGUGCAUCGGCUGCUGCGGAAGGGCAACUACGCGGAGCGUGUGGGCGCCGGAGCGCCUGUUUAUUUAGCUGCCGUCCUCGAGUAUCUCUCGGCUGAGAUCCUGGAACUGGCCGGCAACGCUGCGCGGGACAACAAAAAGACCAGGAUCAUCCCUCGGCACCUGCAGCUGGCCAUUCGCAACGACGAGGAGCUCAACAAGCUGCUGGGCGGGGUGACUAUCGCCCAGGGUGGGGUUCUGCCCAAUAUCCAGGCCGUGCUGCUGCCCAAGAAGACCCAGAGCUCCAAGAAAUGAAGCCGGUUGCCUGGCUAAAGGAAAGGAGCCGCUCGCCCCUUUAUUUCCUUGCGCCCCACCCACAGGAUCUGGUGCAGCGGCCACCGGGCAUUUUCUCCUUCCUUCCUUCCGCGUCACUUGCUGCAGCCCAGUACCGGGCAGAUGAUUUCUUUACCGCAUCGUCUGUCCUGGUGCAGCCGGCGCUGAGCUGUCCCCGCUCGCCCUUCUCUUGCUAAUCUGAUCCUGGCACCUCUUGCCUGCUUCCCUCCCUCCCUCCCCGCCCCACGUCUCGGUGCUGCUGGUGCUACAACCGCUGGGUUCCUCGUGCGCUUCCUCGCCUGGCCCAGCGCUGAGUCCCCUGCUCCUUUGCAAUGCUGGAGACUUGAGGUGGGAAAGAGCGGUCGUCAUUUUUCGUGUCACCGAAAAAGGGCAGGUGCUUCGGGCCUGGCUGCCCUCUAGCGCCCUGCAAAUAGAUUUUUUUUUCUCCUCCGCCCCUUUUCUCUGGGACGAUUGAGCCUAACAUCCCAUUGCUUUGGGAGCUAUAUAGCUUCAGCGAUUGGAGGAAACAGUGGUCGUCCCCCCCUUUAUUUUGCUCCCUUAAGUAGCUUUGAUUCUUCUGGAGAAGAGGAGUGGGGGGAGGGGAAGGAUUAGGCUUUUUUGACACUACAGUGGUCUUUGCAUUUUUAUCCUUGGAGAACUGAAAAAAAUGGGAGUCAUGAAGAUGGGAAAGUCAUGAAAGCAGCACAGGCCAACCUUGAGAAGGCAAGAAACUGCUUAGAUAGUAGGCCUCGCUAUGUGACAAUGCUGAUUUUAUAUCUCUUUCUGUACCUAAAAGGUGAGAGUAUACAGAAGGAAGGAAGGGUUGGCCAUUGCGUUGCACCAACAGUCAACUUAAUCUCUUAAAACUGUGCGGUCCCAGAGCUGGAGAUGGUGAUGGAUCGAUCUCUCUGAUGUUGUUGCACAUCCCCUUUAAAUGUGAUCAUGAAUUUAUGAAUUGAAAAUGUGGGAGGGAAGGAAGUGGUCAGGAAUUUCUAAAUGUGAAAAUAACUUUUUUUUGCUGAGAAAGGAAUAGCUUCAUAUGUUAAUGUUUCCCUUGUUUGCUUUAUGAUGAGCUAUUGUGUAGUUGUACUGGCACUCCAUUCUUGUUUCUUUGUUGAGUUUUUGUUUGUGUGUUGCAACAAAAUCUUAAUGAGUAAAUAAUCUUGAUUGAGAGGCAAAGACUUUCUAAGAAUUCCUAGGAUAU
Messenger RNA from Ahaetulla prasina, 1835 nucleotides. RefSeq names its product histone H2A type 2-B-like. Lineage: Eukaryota; Metazoa; Chordata; Lepidosauria; Squamata; Colubridae. The record is from RefSeq and is a predicted model, not a curated record. Gene Ontology annotation, molecular function: DNA binding; structural constituent of chromatin; protein heterodimerization activity. Bases 233 to 613 code for a protein of 126 amino acids. The transcript has 2 exons. Gene Ontology annotation, cellular component: nucleosome.